AUGAAUUUCUAGCUCUUUGAUUAAUUAUAAUCAGCUGAGCCACAAAGCUCGGCGCUUUUAGCAAGGCUUUAGAUAGCGCGCAAAAGUUCGGAAAGAUGGGGAAUCUGCAGAGCGGCGACGGGAAGGGUAAGCUGAAGUCGAAGAAAAGCCCUCGGAAGGACGCGAAGGAAGAAGCCAAAAAAUGUAAGAAGAGUGGGGACCCGAAGGCCUGUGGGGGAGGGGCCGUCGACCCCGUCCUACCGGCUCCCCGCUACCUGGUCACAGAUUCAUGGAGGGUCAUAGAAAAGAUACAGUCUGGAGAAGAGAUCAAAACGCCGAGCAAGGAGAGCAGCAGCGGCGACUCGGUUUUCACAGACCCCACCGGACAUUGCAACCACGAUUCGCCGAGGGACGAAGAUGAGCACCGACUGACGAUGGACGCCGUCUACCCGGAGGACGCCGGUCUCCCUUCGAACUCGCCCACGGGAGAACAGAGCGAAACUAAGACCAUGAAAGAAGUUCAAGGGACAAAAUUUACAAUAGUGCGACAUAGAAAAGUUGACUUAACACCUAGGAUAACAGAUCAGUCACUUACUGAAAUUCUAACAGGUGGACCAACAAACGAACAAAGGAGACAUUCAUCACUCAGUGAUACACCACUUGAAAGCAAUGUGCUUCGCAAAGUAGCCAGUUUAACUCUUGAAAGGUCUACACUCGACCAGAAAGUCGCCCGCCCCAAGUUUGUACCGGAAAAACUUGAUUUUCAACUUUACGAAAAAUUUGAAGGUCAAAUGCUAGUGAAUUGGUUGCUAUCUACAUACUCGAGUGAAAAUUACCUGAAGAACAUCUUACAGGUCAAUGAGUGGAAGUUAAUAAUCAUUCAAUUCUGUACCCAUCUUGUUGCUGCUGGAGUCCUGCGCCAACUCUCUGACAAGGAUGCUCCUUUGGAAUCUUUUUUCAGGCCCGAUCUUAUGUACUAUUGGGCACAUACAGAAGCUGUCAGUGUGGCACCACCCACACCAGGACGACUAUCAACAAUAUCCUGGCCACCUACAUCAGAAGAAGUAGUUAAUGGUAAAUCUCCUUUAGAUGAUAGUGUGAGGAGUGACCCAGAAGUUGACCUGAUAACAUUAAAUCGAAAGUUGAAAGACCAAAGUGAAAUAAUAAACAACCUUCAAAUCACUAUAGACAAACUUAAUCAGGAAAUUGACAAAACGAAGACGCUAGCAGAUAUUGAAAAAUUGAACCAACAGAUGAAAGAAGAUUUUCCAACAAAACUGAACACUGAUGAUAUAAAAACAGCUAGAAGUGCUAUUGUCGUAGAGAUGGUUGAAAAAUCUGUUCAAUGCACUGUAGAGAAUCAGUCUAGAAAGACAUCCACAACUGAUCCAGAUUUAGUAACAAAAUCGACACAGACGGUGAUUUCCGAGUGUAGUCCGACAGCUACAAAACAGAGUGUUUUUGUCAAUGAAAAGCCAAUCACACAAAACACAACAAUUAUAAAAGUGACUAGCCGUAGUGAAGUAAAAAGUAGUGUACUUGAAAUUGUUCCAAUUUUAACAAGUACAAUCGAUAAUGGAGGUAAAACAAUAUCCAAAUUGAAUGAUACAUCGAAGGAGGAAGAAGCAUCGAGUAAAAAAACUGCACCAGUUACUCGAACAAAAGGCGAAACACCAAAGCUUACAGAAAGUGGUGCACAUCCCCCACCACCACCUCCACCUCCACCACCACCACCUCCAGCUGGAGCUGAAAUAUCACUUUCAGCUACAAUUACCUCACCACUACCUCAACAAAAACACCCAGUACCUGUAACAAGUCCAAUACAAUCCCCACCUGAAAAGGGUACUUCUUCACCUACCCAAUCAUCUAAAAAGGAUGCUGUUUCACCUUGUAUGGGGCCUCCACCACCUCCUCCCCUACCUGCAAUAGACACUCCUUUGCACCCUCCUCCACCUGGAAUAGGCCCACCCCCACCUCCAUCACCUCCAGUUAUGGGACCACCUCCACCUCCACCACCACCAGGUAUGGGCCCUCCUCCACCUCCACCACCACCAGGUAUGGGCCCUCCUCCACCUCCACCACCACCAGGUAUGGGCCCUCCUCCACCUCCACCACCACCAGGUAUGGGCCCACCCCCACCUCCACCACCACCAGGUAUGGGCCCUCCUCCACCUCCGCCACCACCAGGUAUGGGGCCUCCUCCACCACCUCCACUUAUAUCAGAUGGACCUAUUCCAGCCGCCCCAGGAAAUGUUCCAGCACCUUUACCAGCCCCUCCAAUAGGUGGAUGGAAUGCACAACAUUCUUUAUUUCGUAAACAGCCUCUUGUACCUCCAGUUCCUAUGAAACCCUUAUAUUGGACCCGUGUUGUUUUCCCUGUACAACUUGAUACUCCAAGUGAAAAAAGUGAAGCUGUUUGGGCUGAAUUGAAAGAGCCUGAUAUACAUGACUUAGAUGAGUUCACGAAAUUGUUUUCAAGACAAGUUGUUGAUAGAAAGAACACCAAGAAAAAAGUCCUAAAACCAGCAAAAGCCGAGGUAAUAAAAGUUUUAGACAGCAAAAGAUCUCAAAAUGUUGGUAUUUUAUCUUCUAGUCUUCAUUUGGAUUUUUCAGAAAUUGAAAAUGCUAUUUAUAACUUUGAUACAACUGUAGUUAAUUUAGAAUCUCUGCAACAAAUAUAUGAUGUGAGAGCUUCAGAUCAAGAAUUGGAAUCGAUAAAACAGGCAAUGAGCCUACAACCUGACCUAGCUUUAGAUAAACCAGAACAGUUCCUUCUAGAAUUAGCAGAGAUUCCUCAUUUUGCAGAGAGAAUUGCAUGUUUUAUGUUCCAAGCAGAAUUCACAGAUAAUAUCACUGGAAUUGAAAAUAAGCUGAACAAUCUAAAGUCCAUCUGCCAGACUUUAAUAAGUUCUGACUCAUUAAAAAAAGUCCUCGGCAUAAUUCUUGCACUAGGCAAUUUCAUGAAUGGAGGAAACCGGCAGAGAGGCCAGGCGGAUGGAUUUGGGUUGGAAAUUCUGUCCAAACUCAAGGACGUCAAAAGUACAGAUAACUCUAUAACCCUUCUCCACUACAUUGUCAGAGCAUUCAUUCGACAGAGUGGAGACGUUAACAUUACUGAAAUCCCUCUCCCAGUACCAGAGCCAAGCGAUAUCGAAAGAGCAAGUGUUGUCCACUUUGAGGACAUUGAAGCACAAAUUAUGAAGUUAAAAAAAGACCUCGAAGGAUGUCAAAGAAAAAUGGAGAAAGUUACUAGUUCUUCAGAUGAAAAUGUACAACCGUUCAAGAGUAAAAUGGAGUCAUUCAUGGUGUCUGCAAACAAGCACAUUUAUGAAGAAGAAGAAAAUUUGGAAGACUGCAAGCAAAGGUUUCUUGCCUUGCUUAAAUUUUACCAUUUUCAACCUAAGGGUGGAAUGAAGUAUGAGGAAGUCACACCCCAGGACUUUUUUCCAUUUUGGGGCCCAUUCUGUUCUGAUUUCAAAGACUUGUGGAAAAAGGAACAACAGAAACUAAUAAAAGAAAAACUUCAAGAAUCAAAGAGGAAGCAGGAAGAAAGGAAGCAGCAGAUUAAAAAAGGGAAGAAGGGCGAAGGUGGUCUGAAAUCUCAGCUUAUGAAACUUGGAGAGAAAAUGUCAAAAUCUCCACGGUAGUGUUCAAUGCGAUCUUACAGAACCAUCACGGUUCUCCACCUAGACACACAUAUAAUCAGGUCUUUGACAGCCAUUAUGGAUGAAGAUUGUAGCCAGAAUGGAAUGAAGAGAUCCAAUUUUAUUUGGUUGUUGAAGUUAAGUUAUCUCAGUUGUAACGAUUCAAAAGAAUAUGAAAAUAUGUUAUUUUAAUAUUGUUAUUAAUUGUUUGAUAGUAAAGUGUUACAUUGUAUGUUUCAACAAAUUAAUGAAAAACAAAACACAAAUUUCAAUUUUUAAAUUUCUGUGAUAUUGUUUUGUUACAUCUUUUAUACAUAAAGGAGAGUUGAGAUUUGUAAUAAUAAAAUCUAAAAAUAAAUUAACUGUUAUUAGGUUAA
Molecule: messenger RNA, 4000 nt
Organism: Cimex lectularius (bed bug)
Lineage: Eukaryota; Metazoa; Arthropoda; Insecta; Hemiptera; Cimicidae
Gene: capu
Product: formin-2
Exons: 18
Coding region: 96-3626 (1176 amino acids)
Biological process (GO): actin filament network formation; cortical actin cytoskeleton organization
Cellular component (GO): cytoskeleton; cytoplasm
Molecular function (GO): actin filament binding
Source: RefSeq, a predicted model, not a curated record